GCUCUCCAAAGGCCAAAGAAAUGGUUGGAACAAUGAACCGACAAUUCAUGCAGUGGCACUUUCAUUUGCAUCGAAUAUCGCCUACUACAAGCACCACCGCCGGUACUAUUAUUAUAAUAUUUCAAUUUUCACUCUCUCUCAAUUACCUCUUCGCUACGACCUGCUGGGGUAACGGAACCACUGCUGGCACGUACCAUGGCUGAGCGCCUGUUUACUUAACGUAGUUAUUAUGUGCGGCCGACCUUCGUUCCAGCUACUGUUACUUUCGAUCGUACUGGUACUCCAGUUUCAAUCAGCUGUGAUCUUGGCCCAUCAGGAAGAAUGUGGUCGAAGUUUUCGAAGGUCCAGGCAGCCCAGAGCUGGAUCAGUUGGACGGAUAAUUAAUGGGAAACAAAGUAUCAAAGGGGCUUGGCCCUGGCAAGUUUCGUUACAAUUGUUGCACCCCGAGUUCGGGUUUUUAGGACAUUGGUGCGGGGGCGUCAUGAUAUCACAAGAAUGGUUGCUGACUGCCGCGCAUUGCAUAAACAAUGAGCUGUUCAACCUGCCCCUGGCGCCCCUUUGGACGGCAGUGCUUGGCGAUUGGGACAGGGACAUGGAGGAAAUGACUGAAGAGAGAAUUCCAGUGGAAAAAGUGAUUCUACAUGAGAGAUUCCACAACUUCCAGCACGAUAUCGCUUUGAUGAAAUUGUCGAGGCCAGUGAAAUUCACGUCCAAAACGCGAAUUCGGGCAGUCUGCCUGCCCACAAAGCGACUGAAUCACAAUCAAACUGAUUUUUGUGUCGCCACCGGUUGGGGCCGAGAUCUCGAGGACGGUCUCUUGGCUGGCAAACUCUUGGAAGCCAAAGUACCCGUACUCGACAAUGCGAUUUGUAAGAAAAAGUACGGGCAUGCUGUACAUAUUCGGAGCGGCCAUCUGUGUGCCGGACACAUCGACGGAAGCACCGGAACUUGUGUGGGCGAUUCUGGAGGUCCCCUACAAUGUGCCAUGGCGGAUGGCCGCUGGAUAUUAGCCGGAAUAACAUCAUUUGGAUCUGGAUGUGCUAAACCAGGCUUCCCGGACGUUUACACCCGAUUAUCGUACUACUUGCCGUGGAUUAAAAUGAAAAUGAAAUCUAACCGAAGCGAGCUUCGGCAAAGAUAUGGAUGAAAAUACACCCUGGCAAAUGAACUCAAAAUACCUUGUUGAACUGAUGUGCUUGUCGCCAAUCAUUGUUAAUAAAACUAGUGCUUAUGGUUGUUAAACGAUUUUUACUUAUACUUAACGAAUAUGCGAAGCGAAUAAAUCGUCAACAGGUAAUUAACAAAGACCGGAUUCGUUCACAAGGCAAAUGAGAAAAUUAUUUCGCCAAAAGUUAAAAAUAAUUACAAAACCAGUAUAAACAUAAAUGAAUAUUUUUCAAGUCAUGAUAUCUCGUUAGUUGUUGCGCAGCGACGAACGCAAGAGGUUUAUCAGUUUAACCAGUUUGGAAAUCCGA
This is a messenger RNA of Dendroctonus ponderosae (mountain pine beetle), 1475 nucleotides long. RefSeq names its product tryptase beta-2. The transcript has 6 exons. Lineage: Eukaryota; Metazoa; Arthropoda; Insecta; Coleoptera; Curculionidae. Gene Ontology annotation, molecular function: serine-type endopeptidase activity. Bases 230 to 1147 code for a protein of 305 amino acids. The record is from RefSeq and is a predicted model, not a curated record. Gene Ontology annotation, biological process: proteolysis.